CCCCAGUCGUCCAUGGGGGUUCCGCUCCACCCCCCUCGUCUCAGACAAGGCCACACCAGCCAACCGCUGGAACCUGCUGCCCGGCCGGCUCUCGUUCUUGGUCGUCAACAGUCUCGACGCCCGUCUCUGCACUCGCACCUUCGACAUCAGCGGACUGGCCUGCCGUGACGACGUCGACGACGAGGCCAAACGACUGACUGCCUGCUCCGCGAGCGCCGCCGCCGCCGUUACGAUUUCGCUGCUGCGUUUCGCCUCACCUCGCCUUUACCCCUGAGAGGGCUGCAUGGGCUCUCGCGGCCGCCGUGGUAGACGAUAGAUUGCUCGCUGGUCGCCUCAUCGCCCCGUUCGCCCGCCCGCCCGCCGCUUGUCGCUUGGGAAAUCUGACAGCUCCCAAUACUGGGUGGCCCAAUGAGCCUGUGAACACGACAGCUGGCCCUGCUUCCCGUUCGACGACCGCUUCCUUUUGCUCAUUCUUUACUUCCCCCUCUCUUCCUUGUCCCAUGAGCCGACAACUGCGCCUCCUUUCGCACCACCUGGCGCCGCUGGUCCCACGAUAUCCUCGUGCGCGUCAUUUUGACGCCGCUGGCAUAGCGCCGCCUCAUCAUGGGGAUGCUACGGCCGGCCACGCCGUUGUCGGUCUUGCUCUUCGCGGCCUUUGUCCUGCUUCUCCUCUCCGUCAUCUCCAUCCCGGUUACCCAAUUCGUCCCGCUGGGCAAGUUCAAAGAUGUCACCUUUGGCGUCUUUGGUUACUGCAGGGAUGGCGGCAAGUGUAGUCCCAUCGGUAUAGGAUACGACACUGGGAAACUCCUCGACAAUGAGAAGCAGGCCUUUGACUUGCCGACCAGCGUCCGGGAUACGCUGUCGGCGGUCCUGAUUGUACAUCCCAUCGCCGCGGCCCUGACGCUCGCCAUGUUCGUCAUGGCCGUCGUCUCCCAUUUGCACGCGCCGUCUCAUUCGGCGAGAUACCUCCUCGUCCUCUUCAUCCUCAUGCUCAUCACUUUCCUCGUCACCCUGCUUGCCUUCUUGGUCGAUGUGCUCCUCUUCAUCCCCCACAUGGCCUGGGGCUCAUACGUGGUUCUGGCUGCCACGAUCCUAAUUGCUUUGAGUGCCGUCGUCUCUUGCGCCAUGCGCAGGACGGUUGUCGGCAGAAAGGCGCGGCAGAAGCGCAUUGCCGAAAACGCAGAAAUGAGCGGGGAAAAUUAUUACAACAGAGAGGGACAGUCGAAGCCUUCUCCCACCACCGCUGCCGAGCCUACCAUGCCCAUGGUGAGCGGAGGAAACUCUGGACCUGCCGACAGCCUGCCUACGUUCGCGACGUUUGAGAGCCGGAAGGAGGAUCAAGUUAGCGACGAGCGAAUCCCCCUGACCCAACGAAGCCCCACGCAGACGUCGCCGACCGCCUUUCACAGCGAAAUGGCCAACGCCGGAGAGGUGGCCGCUUACAACGCCGCGAGACGAACCCCUUCGCGAGAUCCUUACGGCAACCCCAAUGGACCACCCGAUGCGCACGGUGUGCCUCGUAUGCCAUCCGCCGAUCGCAUGAAUCGCGGGGGCGACAUGGGCGGCGCCGGGGGCUAUAGAGGCCGUGGUGGAGGGUACGGCCGUGGCGCGUUCGACCCUUACGGCGCUGCGACGCGAAGCCGCGGAGGCUACGGGCCUCCACCCAGAGGCGGCCCGCGCGGUGGACGCGGGUACGGGCCGCCGCCGCGAGGCGGCUACGGACCGAGAGGAGAUGGUCGUAGCCCGCCGCCAUUGAAUGGACAGGGCCAGUACUACAGGCAACAGACGGACACCAUGGACAAUGGCUGGGCCGCGCCCAGCAAUGCCUCUGCGCCCAGUCUCAACAGUGGCAACACUAGCUAUGCGCCUUACAACCCUGGCGCGGGUGACUUGCCCAGGGCAGAAUCGCCACCACCUCUGCUCGGCGCCUCUAACGCGCGAGGCAUGGACCGGCCGGUCGAGAUGGAUUCGACGCCCCUUGCGCCGCCCAACGCAUAUGGCCAGUACGGCGGGAGCAUUCGUGACAGCGACACAGACGUCGCCGGCAUGGUUGGGCUGCAGCAAGGCCGCCCUCCGAACCGCCAUGACACCAUCUUGAGCGAGGGAAGCAAGUACAGCACGGACGACGCCUACGUUCCGCCACGAGCCGCUUGGGCCGGCAACAAUGGCCGUACAUCGCCUCGGGCCGCCUCACCAGGUGGCUCGCAUCUUCGGGGGGCUGCCGAGCUCUCUGGGCGGAACACGCCCCCCGUGAACGCGCCGCAUAACGCCAACUACUACGAGGACGUGGACCCCCGAUUCGCGGCCCCGACACGGCCGAACAAUGCGCCGCCGCCGCCAGCCGAGCACGACUACGAUGACGUCCGCGCCGCGGCUGGUGGGUCACGAAGCCCUGCAGAGUCUGAGCGGUCCAACUUCACAUCCAUCUCGCAGCGGGGGGUCAACCCGCGCUGGAACCCGAACCACCCACCGAUGCCGCAGCAGCGCCGCCCGGUACCGCAACAUCAGCAACGCCAAGACAUGCUGCUGAACAACCCAGACUUCCAGCUGCCAGGGAACCGCGCGAGGGCGGGCAGCAGGGGAGCCGGGCCAGGCAUGAUUCCCGGCAGCGCCUAUCCGACUGGUGCGAUGUGAAGAUGGCCGGGAACAAAUGGUUCUGGCGGCGCGCGACGUAAAUAGACAUCGGUUCGACUUUCUUACUUCACAUGAUCCUUCGCCCUCCGCCAUCAGAUCAUAGGCAGUACACCGGGGGCUCCUGACGCUGGCAAGACGUCCUCGGCCACAUGGUUCGACUACUACUACAUGUUCCGUAAAACUUCCACCUCCUCUUCGAGACGAUCCUUUCAACUCCAACUUGCCUUCGAAGUCACCAUGUUCUGCCCUGGACGGACUUGCCUGCUUUGUCAGCCACUCAUUUCUUACACAUAUAUCGGACGCGAAAAGCUCUGAGGAUACACAAGGACCUUUGUUGCUAGAGGCUUGCAUAGUGUUGCCCGACCCCUUCUGCAGUGUGCGGGGCGGUCAGGGCGUGGGAGGCGCGACGCCAAUUUCGUCGCCCGGGCACGUGAGAAGUGCCAGACAGUGGGGGUGGCGCUUCUGGAUGGGUGGUCUACUCUGACGGACUGGACUCGAGCUGCGGAAUGCGAUUUUGGUAGGCAUGCCGACUGGCUAGGCUGGUGAUGCCGGGGCACGUGCACUAAUACGCAGCUGCACGAGUAAACUAGCUCGUACCUUACCUAUACGUUGGUAGGUAGUACAGCACGCAGACAGAUACGGCAUGUAGAUGGACAUUUGCACCCCUACUAUUAGUGCUUGGGUAAAGCAGUAGGUAGAUAGCCAAUGCGAUGCAUGCAGGGAC
Messenger RNA from Purpureocillium takamizusanense, 3358 nucleotides. It is a transcript of the gene RIM9, whose product is annotated as regulator of ime2. Gene Ontology annotation, cellular component: cell division site; plasma membrane; growing cell tip. Bases 604 to 2634 code for a protein of 676 amino acids. NCBI's taxonomy places the organism in Eukaryota, Fungi, Ascomycota, Sordariomycetes, Hypocreales, Ophiocordycipitaceae. The transcript has 3 exons. The record is from RefSeq and is a predicted model, not a curated record.